AUGACAACUGUCUUCAAGUUGGCAGAUAAAGUAGCUGCAUUUAAAGCCAAACUGGAUUUGUGGGGACGGCGCGUGAACAGAGGUAUAUUUGACAUGUUUCAAACAUUCGCGGGGAUUUUGGAAGAGACUGAGACCGAGCCUUCUUUCUCCCAGCUGGUGCACGAUCACCGGUCUUUGCUUUUAAAAGUGUUUGAGCGCUACUUCCCAACCACAAAAGACCCAGGGACUGCCAAGGAAUGGAUCCGCGACCCAUUUGUCAACCUUAAAAAUGGGACCGUCUCGUUGCAGAGAAACAAGCUCAGGGCUCCCACUGAUUUAGCGUUAUGUCUGGCAUUCUGCAGUUAUGUCAACAAAGAAGGGAAAAUGAUUGAAAUGUUUCACUUGGUGAAAACCAUUGUCACAAAGAUCGACGGGGACAAAGUGAUCAUCUCGGGUUCUGCUGAUGCUCAACAGAAGGCCAGAGAGAUGAUUGAGGAGUUGCUAGCAGAGAAGUCCUCAGGUUUCUCCAAUGGUUCUGUGAGGGAUGGGAGCAACUCGGUCUGGUCUACAGCACAACGCCAAACUGCUCUAGAUUUCCCAGCCCCUGCACCCAUAGACUGGACCAAAGUACGGGAGGACAGGAAGAAGUAUAAAGAGUUGAAAUGGAAGGAUCUCCCACCUAUGAAGAAGAAGUUCUACACUGAGGCGGAGAGUGUUGCAAAGCUAACCCCAGAUGAAGUCCAGAAAUGGAGGAAGGAGAACAACAAUAUCUUUGUGGAUGACAUGAUGGACGGGGCGAAGCGGCCCAUUCCCAAUCCCUGGUUUACCUUCCUGGAAGCCUUCCAGCUCUAUCCUGAUAUCAUGGAAAAUAUCAACCGGGUUGGUUUCAGCAAACCAACCCCCAUCCAGUCUCAGGCGUGGCCAGUAUUGAUGAGUGGAGAGGAUCUGAUAGGCAUUGCCCAGACAGGCACAGGAAAGACCCUGGCCUACCUGCUACCAGGAAUCAUUCACAUGGACGGGCAGCCUGUACUCAGGGAAGAGCGUGGUGGUCCAGGGAUGUUGGUGCUGACUCCAACCAGAGAACUGGCCCUGCAGAUUGAAGCUGAGUGCAACAAGUACACCUUCAAGAAUUUUAAGAGUGUCUGUGUCUAUGGCGGUGGUGACAGGAGAAAUCAAAUCCAAGUGGUGAGGGCCGGGGUGGACAUUGUGAUUGCAACGCCAGGGCGUCUAAAUGAUCUACAGAUGAAUGAGCUCAUCAACCUCCGCUCCAUCACCUAUUUGGUGUUGGACGAGGCAGACCGCAUGCUGGACAUGGGCUUUGAGCCACAGAUUAUGAAGAUUCUGCUGGACAUUCGCCCAGACAGACAGACUGUCAUGACCAGUGCUACCUGGCCGACUGGUGUGAGAAGACUGGCAAAAUCCUACCUAAGCAAUCCUAUGAUGGUGUACGUGGGCACCCUGGAUUUAGCAGCGGUAGACACAGUGCAACAGCUGGUGCGGGUAGUCAGUGAAGAAGAGAAAAAGUUCCACGUCUUUGGCUUCAUCCGCAACAUGUUGCCCCAGGAUAAAGUGCUCAUCUUUGUCGGCAGGAAAUUAGUGGCUGAUGACCUGGCAAGUGACCUUUCCCUGCAAGGUAUAGCGGUGCAGUGUCUUCAUGGUGGCCAUGAGCAGUGUGACCGUGAGGGGGCCCUGAGGGACUUCAAAGAGGGUCGUGUGCGUAUCCUUGUAGCUACAGACUUGGCAUCUCGGGGCCUGGAUGUCCAUGACAUCACACAUGUCUUCAAUUACGACUUCCCUCGAAACAUUGAGGAAUAUGUGCACCGCGUGGGCCGCACCGGUCGAGCAGGACGGUCAGGAGCAGCGCUUACCUUGGUCACCAGGGAGGACUGGAGGAUGGCGUCAGAACUGAUUUCCAUUCUGCAGAGAUCCAGACAGGACACGCCUGAGGAACUUGUGAUUAUGGCAGAGAGAUAUGAGAAGCACAAGAAGGAGAAAGAGGUGUACCGUCAAAGGGAGGGAGGAGGAGGACGAGGACGAGGGAGAAACUUGAGACCAGCCAUCAAAUUCCAUAUCAACAUCCUCUUCAUCUACCUAAGUCGCCAUCCUAUUCCAGUCACAAACCAGUUUAUGCCAACCGCCAAGUCCAAAGUCCAGGAAAUCGUUGUCAAAAGCCAAAAAACUACCACGCCCUCACAAUCCGUCUGA
Lampris incognitus (smalleye Pacific opah) is the source of this 2184-nucleotide messenger RNA. It is a transcript of the gene ddx43, whose product is annotated as DEAD (Asp-Glu-Ala-Asp) box polypeptide 43. NCBI's taxonomy places the organism in Eukaryota, Metazoa, Chordata, Actinopteri, Lampriformes, Lampridae. Gene Ontology annotation, molecular function: RNA helicase activity; RNA binding; ATP binding. The transcript is spliced from 18 exons. The coding region runs from base 1 to 2184 and encodes 727 amino acids. The record is from RefSeq and is a predicted model, not a curated record.